AUAGCUGCUAAGCGGUAUGCCCGUGGUCCCGGUCUGUCCCGCUGGCCGUGUUUACGGACGGCAUCGAUCAUCGAGGGGACUCGGAAGAUGCCCUCGCCGGGUCGUAGGGGAUGCUGGACCGAGUGGUGCCAGGUCAUCCUUUUCGGCGCAUCGGUCCUCGUUAUUCUGGCUGAGAGAACCGCAAUUGCCUACUGUUUGGUGUACUACCUGUGGUUCGGGCACACGCUCUGGGCAGCCCUGACUCUGACUCUGGCCUUGCCGGGGUCCAUCGUGCAGUUGCUCAGCUUCCUGUGGUACCAUGCGGACAGCGACCGCCACAGGUGUCUCCUGGCCCUCGUCCACCUGUUGCACUUGGGCAUCUACAAAAGAUUUGGGGACUGCAUAUCAUCAGUAUGGCACAUGCAGAGGUCAACAGGCGAGCUGGGGGCUGCAGUGAUGCAACAGGCUGACGUUUCCGCACUCCGCCUGCUGGAGGCGCUGUUGUUCACCCUCCCGCAGACCAUUCUGCAUACGUACAUCCUUGUCACCUCUGACGUCGGCCUGAUCUCACCAGUGGCGCUGUGCUGUGGCCUCUGCCUGCUGUCCUUGUCAUGGGCGCUGGUCCUCUACAGCCGGGCGUGCUGCCUGAUCCGGCCGGGGCACCUGGCCAUGCCGCCCGCCGCCCUGCUGUGCCAGCUGCUCUGGAGGGUCUGCAUGCUGGGCAGCAGGAUCGCCAGCCUCGUGGUCUUCGCACGCAUCUUCCACUGGUGGGCCUUCGGAGUAGCAGGUUUUCAUUGGCUGACGGCCUCCUUCUGGCUCGUCUCGCAACAAGCGGACAUCUGUGCCAAGCCGUGGCACUGGCGUCUUUUCAACUGUACCCUGGGGGCAGUGCAUGUCUUCUUCUUCCUCAACGUGAAGGAUGGGCCCUCCAGGUUUCGCAUGACAGGCUUUUAUUUGGUCAUGUUGCUGGAAAAUGCGACCCUUGUGCUUGCCGCUUCUGACUUCCUGAAUGGUGCAUCAUGGGAAAGCUUGAGCAUCCCCACCGCGGUGAUGUGCAGUUUCCUCCUGGGGAUGGCCUCAGUGAUUCUGUAUUACCGCUUCCUACACCCGAAAUCCACCGAGAUAUGCCAAAGAUUCGGUCAGGGCCAUGUUAGCAGGGCGUGUUUGGAGAGAGAGGAGUCGUCCUAUUCGAUGGGGGACAAGGGCCUGCCCAUCUCCACCAUUCAGGCACACAGCGGCUUUACGUUCACUGGGUCGCUGCCGGAGCGUCCGGCGAGCAGAGGUCCCAUCCCUGGAGGCCGACAUGGGCACCACCACUGGCUGCUGAUCCGCCUGGCGCUGAAGACUGGAGAUGUAGGCCGGAUCGACCUGGCCUACGGCAGCGGCGGCCUGCUCGGCAUGCUGGACGCGAGGCAGCGCAUUCCAGACAUCAAGGCGGUGGUAGUGGCCACGACGCCGGAUUUGGAGCAGAAGUGUGGCAUGGCGCCCCUCUCGGACAUGAAGGAGGACUUCCACAGCGCGAGCGAAGCGGCAUCGACUGACGCGACCCAGGAGGACGGCGAGAGCCUGGAGAUGGAAAGCCCCCUAGGGUCGCCCGUGUCCGAAUUCAAGAGGAGCUCCCCCGAAGGUAAGUCAGGACUGGGAGGGAGCCCCGAGGUCAACUUCUGCCCGACAGAGUCCAGCUCCACGCUCUACUUUAGCGCUGAGCCCCAGUCUCCCAGCAGCGCCAGCAACACUGGGCUGGACAGGGAGCCGGCUGUGCAGAUCCUAUCAGAACUGAGCCCUAUCUCAGGUGAGGCCGGCCCGUCACGCAGUAUCAGGGGCCUGCUGGGAAGGGUGGAGCCCUGCUACACAUCCACGCCGAAACUAGACUCAGCACCUCAGGAGUCCGCAGGCGGCCAUCUUGCAGGCUCCAGGAGGUUGUUCGUGUCGUCCAGGAAAAAAUGAGGACCUGAUGUUUUAAACACGUCGAGAAAAACGUUGAAAGUUAAAGUUGUAUAAGCACAAAUGCUCUGCGCGUACGAAACAAUGCCUUUGUCUGGAGAGAAUCAGGGACCUUCUUUGGAUUUACAAACAAAGUUGUCCGACAGACACUCCUGAAAUGUGGCCAGUGUACAUUUCAACACUCAAAUUGUGGACGAGAUCUUUUAGUGUCACUAUUUAAAAUGUCCUAGCUAUAUUGAAUUUGUCUUUAUUUUCAUUUGCCUUUAUAUAUCAUUUUAUGUAGGAUUUAAUAUAUAUUUUAUUCAUUUAAUGGUACAAAUAUUUAAGCUUACAAUAAUAAUAAUAAUAGUAAAUUUUAUUUCUAAUGACAUCUCUCGUACCAAAUGCGCUAAACUGUAAAAUAACCAGUUAAAACAAAGUGAGACUGUUAGUAGAAGUAAAAUAGCCAUAAGAUUAAGGAGGUGAUGAAACAGAAACCAGAGGGAAAAAAUAGAGGCUAGAAGCAAUAGGUAGAAGGAAAAAAGGUAUAAGUAAUAUAUAUAUAUAUAUAUAUAUAUAAUAAUAGUAUAAAUAAAUAAAUAAAUAAAUAGAUAGGUAAAUAAAAAUAAACUGUAGUGGAAAAAGGAAAACAGACAAGACUAAGCAAGCCAGCCUAAAUAGGUGAGCCUUCAGUAUGCAUAUACUCAUUGGAAGGAAAACUAUUUAAAUGUACAAAUUGGGUUUUUUGUAUUGUAAUUCUCUUAAUUUUUCUUUUACCUUUUGGUUUUUCAUAUUUUGUAAAUGCUUUGUAAUCCUGUAUGGCAUCCAGACUCUUGAAGGGGCUGAAUCUGCUGUGAUUGUUUUUCUGAUACUGAUAUUUUUGUGAAGUUCAUUUUGCGCCGUUUACGGAUGGCCCCGCGGCGCAGUGGAUAGCGCUGUUGUGCCCAGGGUUCGAAUUCCACCCUUGUCCUCUCUGUGGGGAGUCUGCAUGCCCUCCCCCCUUUUUCCUCAGCCCAAAGACAUGCAGGAAAUCACUAAAUCUCUAAAGUUUCUAAAUUGCCUCUAGCAUAUGCAUGCAUGUGCCCUGCGAUGGACUGCCAUCCCAUCCAGGGUUGACCCCAGCCUUGUGCCCUAUGUUGCCUAGGAUAGACUCCAAGAUGCCGUGUAACCCAGCUCAGGAUAAUCAGUUAGAAGAUGGAUUAUCUUUUCUUAAAAUGUUCUUUCCUUUUCCCCUUUAAGAGAUGAAAGCUAAUGUAUCCAUGUAAGAAUGACUGGAGCUUCUACAGUAUGGUAAUAAUAUAGCAGUAUUAAUCAUUACUGUUUUACAGAGCUCAGAUAUUUGCAUGGAUUUUAAAUCUUCGUUUCACAAUAGUUAAUUAGGCAAUAAAGAGUGGGGAGAAGGUUUCAUUCUACAGUGAGGUAGGUGAGGAGUGUCCAGCCCGACUACCGUGGGAGUGUCACACUCCUUACUCACGUGGACCCGAGUCGUCGCUGUCGUCACCGUCAAAAACGUUUCAAGCCAUAAGGUCUCAAGUCGCAUUCAGCAGGACAAGCUAGCGUGUCCCUCGCUGGUGGGACUGGGGAAGCCCGUCAACAUCUGAACUUUUUAAGGAUUUUUAAGAGAUUGUGCUUUUUUAUGAAUUUGAAAGACUCCCUCUUUAUACGGUUAAUUUUAUAUUAAUGAACGAUUCUCUUAUUGACAAUGAAGGCCAUGUGUGAAAAGGUACAGAUUUCUUUGGUCAGAAAUACAGGCACAAACUGACCACUUGGUCUAAAUAUGGUUACACUUUUCCAUAAAGUUAAUGGUAUUAUUGCUGCAUUAUUUUAAGGGAAGGUAUGAAUUUUGCAGCAAAAAAUUGAUAUGCAUUUAUUAUUUUUAUUGAUGGAUAAAGUCUCAAAUCCAUGUUAGUUGGAUAAAAUAUUCGGAAACUAAUUUAUAUAUUUAAUUAUAAUUAAUUUGUUCCCUAGCUCUUAUGUUUUAAUUUUGUAUUUGAGUUUCUGUGACAUGUUCUGAUGCAUAUAUUUAUAUCCUACUUGAUAGGCAUACUUUCAGUAUGCAUACAUACCUUUGUUAUAUUCAUAUCAGUUUUUUCUGUAUAAUUUUGAACAGAAUAGUUUUCUUGAUGUGUUUGUGAUUUUCAGUCUACGGUAUCUUUAUAUCCAUUGAAUAUUAGCAAUAAUAUUUCAUUUUAAGGUAUCUGCCACAUAUUGGAAAGAAAGAUUGUUGCUUUGUAUUUUUAUAUAAUUUGUAUGAUGUUUUAAUCAUUCGUGCAGAUUUUCUUUUUUGAUUUUUUUCUUGUGACCAAUGUGACCUGUACUGAUGGUUAUAAACUGUGGUUUUAUUUCAUAGGAAAAGCGGCUGGGCAUUGCUAAUCAUCAAUCCAUGAUCUACUGGUAAAGAUUAUUUACCAGAAGCUGAAUAAGCCUUAUGCAAUAACAGAUUGCAGGUGCUAUAAUUAAAGUGAGCUGGCUGACAUUACUCAGUUACUGUGACUUUUGUUAAAAAUAAAUUGUAUCCUC
Molecule: messenger RNA, 4422 nt
Organism: Paramormyrops kingsleyae
Lineage: Eukaryota; Metazoa; Chordata; Actinopteri; Osteoglossiformes; Mormyridae
Gene: xkr5a
Product: XK related 5a
Cellular component (GO): membrane
Source: RefSeq, a predicted model, not a curated record